This is a messenger RNA of Rotaria sp. Silwood1, 639 nucleotides long. The record is from the annotation of a GenBank genome assembly. NCBI's taxonomy places the organism in Eukaryota, Metazoa, Rotifera, Eurotatoria, Philodinida, Philodinidae.
AUGAAUUCAUUCGAAGAUAAACACAACAGCGAUAACAUCAAUUCAUCUUCUACAAUAACAACAGCUCUUACUUACAACUAUUUUAUUAAGAUUCACUUUGAAAAAAUUAUGGAUAUUCGUAAAGAAAAAAAUGCAAUCAACAAUUCAACAUCCACUGUAAAUAAAGAAAUGCAGCAUCGACAACAAGAACAUGCAAUGCUUGCAAGUGACCAUCAGCAACGUGUUUCAGCAAUAAUGGAAUAUCAAUAUGGGCCACAUUCUCAUUAUUUUAGACUUGAACAGUUACAUCAACCACUACAAGGAAAACAGUUAUUUGGAGAACUAGAAGAAGAAUUAUGGAAUGAAUUAGAAAAACUCCAGCAAAAUGAAGAACAACAAAAACAAAAGAAAAAAGAAUGGGAAGAACUUUGUUUACAAUCAUUUGAAUCUUAUGAUGAAUUCAAUGAAGAUGAUAUGGAACAUCGAAGACAAAACACUCCUGUGGAAAAUAUGGAAGAUGAAGAACAAUUUAAUGUGGAGCCAUCUAACAUUCAACACGUGGAAAAAAUAAAAGAAGAUGUCACUGUUGAACCACCUGGUUUGGUUAAAGCAUUUCAACGUUUCGGUGUAUAUGAUGGUUGCAAUUAUUCUGCUCAAUGA